AUGAUCGGGAAGCCUCUACUACGAGCCACGAACUCCAGAGCUUCGGACAUGCAUUCGGUGACGUCGAUGAGUACAGUGCGCACAGUAGAUCGCGAGCGUCUACGAGAUAAAGCUCGGCAGAUGCAGAUGAAAGAGAGUUUGCGUCUCGCAAUGUGUGCACGACUGCAACAGAAGCUGCGAAAGACCCCGAAAGUGGCUGAAGAAAUGGCGUCAGCGGUCCUGCGAAUCCUCAAGCAGCGAGGAGUCCCGGCUGCAGAUGUAUCGGAUGAAGCGCUGGCGAAGAUUGUCAACGAACUAACAACACGCAGACAGGAACAAAUGUCGCUAGCAGCAAAAACAGCUAGAAAAACGUCGCCACACAACCAAGAGCAAUCCAAACCAACCAACGGCCGUAUUUCGCGAGAACGAUACUCCGGAAGACGAUCAUCUAACAGCAAAGAGCGUUCGAACAACAACUCGGUACGGGAUGCCAAAGGUGGACGAAGCCCCUCAACUGUUAGCGGCAUUACCAGUCGAACUAUUGAAGAUGAUGACAGAUACCUUACUGAGGCACAACUACAGCAGAAGAGUGUAGGGUUCUCGUUACCACCUCGCGUAUCUCCGAAGAAAGACCGCGACAACGGCAUCUGGGAGGAGAUUGUCAAGUACAGCUCCGUUGAAGAGCAAAUCGAGGCUCAACGCAUUAAAGAACGGAAGCUCCGUGAGCGUCUAGAGUAUACAUCUAAGUUGGAGGCGCAAGUUUCACGUAAGCGCAACGUCACUCAAUAG
This is a messenger RNA of Phytophthora nicotianae INRA-310, 768 nucleotides long. RefSeq lists its product as hypothetical. Bases 1 to 768 code for a protein of 255 amino acids. The record is from RefSeq and is a predicted model, not a curated record. The transcript has a single exon. NCBI's taxonomy places the organism in Eukaryota, Oomycota, Peronosporomycetes, Peronosporales, Peronosporaceae.